AAGGGAAGACCGCAAAGCUUGCCUACGUUUUGCACACACGUGUCUUAGCCUGUACCUGUCAAAGUGCAGUUAUCUACCUGGGAAUUGGACCAUCUGAGGAACAACUUAAUCUUAGUAUAUCUGUUGAUAAUAUAAUUGUAAACAAUAACAACUGUCGCCAAAUUUUAUGACUACAAUGCCAAAGAUAGUUGAAUGCGUCCCAAAUUUCUCAGUUGGGAGAAAUAAAGAGAUAAUUGAAGCUAUUGCAGGGGCUAUAGCAGCAAUUGAAGGAUGUAACUUAUUGGACGUAGAUCCUGGGGCUUCUACAAAUCGUACAGUAUACACAUUUGUUGGCUCACCAGAUGCUGUAAUAGAAGGGGCAUUAUGUGCAGCCAGGGUGGCUUAUCAGGCAAUAGACAUGAGGAUGCAUCAAGGGGAACAUCCUAGGAUGGGAUCACUGGAUGUUUGUCCAUUUAUCCCUGUACAGAAUGUUACAAUGGAUGACUGCAUAGAAUGUGCCAGGGAGUUUGGUGAUAAACUGGCUGGAGAACUGGGCAUUCCAGUAUAUUUGUAUGGUGAAGCAGCAACACAGGAACCAGGAAAACUUACCCAGAUACGAGGGGAAUAUGAACCCCCAAAAAAGCUUACAAAGGAUGAAUGGAAACCAGAUUUUGGACCAGCUGAGUUUGUACCAUCAUGGGGAGCAACUGCUGUUGGGGCUCGCAAGUUUCUUAUAGCCUACAAUAUUAACAUGCUGAGUACAAAGGAACAGGCUCACAGGAUAGCUCUCAAUAUACGUGAACAGGGUCGCAGCAAAGACGAGCCAGGUAGAUUGAAAGAAGUUCAGGCAAUAGGUUGGUACUUGGAGGAGGCUAACAUGGCGCAGGUGUCUGUCAACAUCACUGACUUUGAGCAGACGGCAAUACAUACAGUGUAUGAGGAAGUCUGUAAAGAUGCUGAGGAGUUGAACAUUGCUGUGGUUGGUUCCCAGGUAGUAGGACUGGUUCCCCUUGAAGCAAUAAUGGCAUGUGCACAACAUUACAUGGAGAAAAGUAACUUGUUUAUUCUAGAGGAGGACCAGAAGCUAAGACUAGUUAUUAAUAAAUUAGGCCUCAAUUCACUUGGUCCAUUUAGUCCUAAAGAAAGAAUUAUAGAGUAUAUGAUAACAGAUGAAAGAGAAGGCCCUCUAGCAAGUAUGGAUGUGAAAGACUUUAUCCUGACAGUUGGGUCAAGGUCACCAUCACCUGGUGGUGGAUCAGUGUCAGCACUGGCUGCUUCAUUGGGAGCAGCCCUUGGAUCAAUGGUAGGGUUUUUGACAUACGGUAACAAGAAGUUUUACGAGUUGGAUGGUCAGAUAAGAAAGUUAAUCCCACCACUUUAUAAGGCAAUGAAAGAUCUUACACCAUUCAUAGAUGCUGAUGCCCUGGCGUUUAGUGAAUACAUGUUUGGCAAAAAUUCCAGCAGAGACGAAGAAGAACAAGAAUGA
This is a messenger RNA of Ruditapes philippinarum (Manila clam), 1465 nucleotides long. RefSeq names its product formimidoyltransferase-cyclodeaminase-like. The record is from RefSeq and is a predicted model, not a curated record. Lineage: Eukaryota; Metazoa; Mollusca; Bivalvia; Venerida; Veneridae. Gene Ontology annotation, molecular function: folic acid binding; transferase activity.